AGACAACCUGCUUCACUCCGUAAUCAGUGCUGAAGUGCUGACCCAUAAAGAUCUUGUAGAUUAUGCAGGAUCAUGCCUUUAACACGCUAAAUGUCCACCACAUAGGAAAGACUGCUAUGGGCUGAGAACCAUCACGACCGGGAUCCUCACUGACAGGUGAGCAGACGUCCUGGUGUUCAUCACCUACACACUGAUCUCCUCAUCCAGUAUCUCAUCGUCUCGCUUUGGUCUCAGAGGUCGUCAACUUCAGCGUAUUUAAGAGACGAGAGUGAAUCAGACCGACUCAUAACACCAUUCUGACUCUCGGUUCUUCUCUCUGAUACUCACCAUGCUGUGUCACGGCCGGAUCUCUCACGUGCUGCUGCUCCUCUGUGCUUUUUCUUUGUGGGCUGAAACUGUGAUGUGUGGCUCCAGCUUCCUCAGUCCAAGCCAGAGACCCCAGAAUCGCUGAGACCGAAAGCCUCGAGUGGGACGGAGGACUGCAGUUGAACUAGAGCCUCCUCUUCCCACUGAAGAAAAGAUCAUGGCCAGCGCACCGUUCCAGCUGGCCGUGUCUCUCAGUGAGACCGAGUACGAGGAGUACGGUCCUGUGCUGCACAAGAUGUUAUUGGAUGUCCUGGGUGAUCCACCAGCUUGGGACGAAGUAAACUAACAGCACCUGGAAGGAUCCUGCUUCGCAACAUUCGUGUUCAGAAUGAUUGUGAAAAAAACGAAAAAUAAAAUGACGAUGACAAUCUUAA
Silurus meridionalis is the source of this 740-nucleotide messenger RNA. Its product is annotated as ghrelin-like. Gene Ontology annotation, molecular function: growth hormone-releasing hormone activity. The record is from RefSeq and is a predicted model, not a curated record. Gene Ontology annotation, cellular component: extracellular region. NCBI's taxonomy places the organism in Eukaryota, Metazoa, Chordata, Actinopteri, Siluriformes, Siluridae. The transcript has 7 exons.